Molecule: messenger RNA, 2349 nt
Organism: Drosophila bipectinata
Lineage: Eukaryota; Metazoa; Arthropoda; Insecta; Diptera; Drosophilidae
Gene: Kap-alpha1
Product: karyopherin alpha1
Biological process (GO): NLS-bearing protein import into nucleus
Cellular component (GO): cytoplasm; nucleus; nucleoplasm
Molecular function (GO): nuclear import signal receptor activity; protein binding
Source: RefSeq, a predicted model, not a curated record
CGGUCACACUGUUCGUCAAAACGUGUAAAAUUUCCUGCUGCUCUUUGCAUGAUUAAAAACACGGAAAAGGAAAGGAUUACCCAGCACAGUAAAUUAUUAUAUUGUAGCCUCGAAAUUGCCAGACGACAAUAUGUCCACCACCCACAAACAACGCUACAAAAAUGCCGCCCUGGAUUCCACUGAGAUGCGCCGUCGCCGCGAGGAGGUCGGGAUCCAGCUUCGAAAGACCAAGCGGGAACAGCAGCUUUUCAAGCGCCGUAAUGUGGUCUUGGAGCCAGCCACAUCCUCGAUGUCUGCCGGAAUGGACAGCAGCACCAGCCAAGAGCAUCAGGCCGGCGACAUGCACAUGGCGGACAGUAGCACCGGACAGCCGCAGUUUGCAGGACAUUUGGAUGGGGCCGCCGAAAGCGGAGCUCAGGUCUCUGCUAUCAGCGAUGAGAUGAUUUCAAUGCUAUACACCAACAAGGAAAGCGACCAGCUAGAGGCCACUCAGAAAUUCCGAAAACUGCUUUCCCGCGACCCCAAUCCGCCCAUCGAAGAGGUUAUCCAGAAGCGAAUUGUCCCGCAGUUUGUAUCCUUUCUACGAAACAGCACCAACGCCACAUUGCAGUUCGAGGCCGCUUGGACGCUGACCAACAUCGCUUCCGGCACAUCGCAACAAACCAAGGUCGUUAUUGAGGCCGGGGCUGUGCCUAUAUUCAUCGAAUUGUUAGCCAGUCCCCACGACGAUGUCCAAGAGCAGGCUGUGUGGGCUCUUGGCAAUAUAGCUGGCGACUCGCCAUUAUGCCGUGAUCAUCUCCUUAAUUCCGGAAUCUUAACGCCACUCCUGCAUGUGCUAACUACUUCUGAACGCAUUACAUUGAUACGCAAUGCGGUAUGGACACUAUCGAAUUUGUGCCGCGGAAAGAACCCGCCGGCAGACUUUUCAAAAAUAAUCCACGGUCUGCCUAUUUUGGCACGCCUGUUGAACUACACCGACGUGGACGUUCUCAGCGAUACAUGUUGGGCCAUCAGUUACCUGUCCGAUGGACCGAACGACAAAAUUCAAGCUGUUAUUGAUGCGGGUGUUUGCCGACGCCUGGUUGAGCUACUACUACAUCCCCAACAAAAUGUUAGCACAGCCGCAUUAAGAGCAGUGGGAAACAUCGUCACUGGCGAUGACCAGCAGACCCAGGUUGUUUUGAACUACAACGUUCUGCCCUGUAUUAGUCACCUGCUGCGUUCCACAACCGAGACAAUUAAGAAGGAAUCUUGCUGGACUAUCUCAAACAUCGCCGCUGGGAACCGGGAGCAAAUCCAAGCCAUAAUCAACGCCGACAUAUUCCCCAUGCUGAUGGUCAUUAUGCAAACAGCGGAGUUUAAGACCCGAAAAGAGGCUGCUUGGGCUAUUACUAAUGCCACAAGUAGUGGUACCUCCGAGCAAAUUCACUAUCUUGUCGAGGUGGGCUGUGUGCCGCCCAUGUGUGAUUUCCUCACCGUUGUCGACUCCGAUAUAGUGCAGGUGGCGCUGAACGCGCUGGAGAACAUAUUGAAGGCGGGUGAAAAGUUCCAGGUGCGACCAAAUCCAUACGCUAUCACAAUCGAGGAGUGCGGAGGUCUGGAUAAGAUCGAGUAUCUGCAGGCGCAUGAAAACCGUGACAUCUACCACAAAUCCUUCUACAUCAUUGAACAGUACUUCGGAAACGAAGAUGAGGAUCCUCGUGUGGCCCCAGAGGCCGGUAGUCAGCAAUUUGAGUUCAAACCGGACAACAUGCCCAGCAGCGGUUAUAACUUUUAGCACACCACCAAGUUUCAUGUGCCGAUGUUUUUUUAACUACGAACACACAGAGCACACUACAGAAAAUUGAGGCAAAGCACUGCGCCUGCCACGCCUUGACCGAAAUGCAGGACAAAAGAAAUAUUCAAGGGAUUGAACGAAAUGCGCCCAGGAAGGGCAGUCACUAAUAGCAUUUAAGAGAUGGUGGGGCCCGUUAUUAUUUCAUUAGGUUUUACAUACUCGGCUGCACAUUGUAUCUGCGAUUAUUUUUUCGUUUUUGGUCCUGGACCAGUCAUGACCUUUACUCAAGCAUUUCACCAGCUGGCGGAAUCGCUUUUACUUAGUUAUAUGUACUAAUUAAAUGUGUUAUACGAUCUUAUGUAUAUGUAUUUACUUUCAUUUUGAUUUUGUAAAUAUUCUAUAUUUUAUUAAGCCCAAUUUCGUUGAGAGCCUGACUUGGUGUUGUUAUACAUUAAUAGAGACACGCGUAAUUUUACUUUAUUUUGUUACGAAUACUUCAGAAAUCUAUAAACUUUUCAAUGUUUCAUUUAAUUGGAAGGAAAUUUGAAUAAAGAACAACAACCAGACCAGAA